Molecule: messenger RNA, 121 nt
Organism: Dentiscutata erythropus
Lineage: Eukaryota; Fungi; Glomeromycota; Glomeromycetes; Diversisporales; Gigasporaceae
Source: the annotation of a GenBank genome assembly
AUGGCUUUCAAAAAAAGGAAGUUGCAUAAACCGGUUGAAUUUGUAGCCAUGUAUCCAGGAAAAUUUCAAACCCUGGAACAUUCUGACAUAAAGGGUGUUCUCAAGCGCCUUAAUCAAUGGG